CCGCAUCUGGGACUCGCGUUUGCUCCCCGUUUCUUUAGAAUUUUGCUGCAAAACAGAGAGCUGUGAAAAGUUACAAUUGUGAGGUUAUUUUAAAGGGAAACUUCCCCCCAAAAAGGAGGGUCUAGCAAUUGCGACGUUUCAGCAAUGUCGUUUAAACGUGGAAUAUGAAUCUAAGUAUAUUUUAAGAUUUCGCCACUUCUUCUGACAAAUCACUGUAGGGAAGCAGCUGUGGUUAAGGGAGAAAGAGCCUAACUUGUGACGAUGAAGUUUAACCUGUUUAGGAAGCCCCAGGCGGUGGCGGCCCCGGAGCCCACAGGGACCACCACUCAGACCAUGGCCCCUCCCACUCCAGGAGUCAUUUUCACCACAGCAGAGGCCAGCCUGGGCUCCAACAACACUGAGAUCAGCAAGAAUGACAUGUUUGAAGAAAUCAAGACUAAAUUUAUGAAUGAAAUUGAUAAAAUUCCAUUACCCCCUUGGGCCCUGAUUGCCAUCGCUGUGGUAGCUGCUCUGCUCAUCCUAACUUGCUGCUUCUGUAUCAUCAAGAAAUGCUGCUGCAAAAAGAAGAAGAAGAAAGGCAAGAAGGGCAAAGAUGGCAUGAACAUGAAGAACAUGCAGGGUGGUGAGGAUGACGAUGAAGACGAGGGAGAGACUGGACUGACAGAAGAGGAAAAGGAGGAAGAGGAGAAGGAGCAGGAGCCUCUGGGGAAACUGCAGUACUCAAUUGACUAUGACUUUGAGAACACAAAGCUGACCAUCGGGAUCCUUCAGGCAGCAGACCUCAUGUCCAUGGACUCUGGUGGGACAUCUGAUCCUUAUGUCCGAGUCUGUCUGCUUCCUGACAAGAAGAAGAAGUUUGACACUAAAGUCCACAAAAAAACACUCAACCCUGUCUUCAAUGAGACAUUUGUAUUCAAGAUUCCAUAUGAGGAGCUGGGUGGGAAGACUCUGUGUAUGUCUGUGUAUGACUAUGACCGCUUCUCCAAACAUGACGUGAUUGGAGAGGUCAAGCUGCCCAUGAACACCAUCGACCUGGGCAGGCCUAUCGAGGAGUGGAGGGACUUGGAGAGUGCUGAUCAGGAAGAGCCUGAGAAACUUGGAGACAUCUGCAUCUCCCUGCGUUAUGUCCCCACCGCGGGCAAACUGACUGUGUGCAUUCUGGAGGCCAAGAACUUGAAGAAGAUGGAUGCCUGUGGACUGUCAGAUCCAUAUGUAAAGAUCCAGUUACUGCAGGGAGGCAAGCGACUGAAGAAAAAGAAGACAACAGUGAAGAAGAACACCUUAAACCCAUACUACAAUGAAUCCUUCAGCUUUGAGAUUCCACUGGAACAGAUGCAGAAAAUCUUGGUGGUUGUCACAGUGUUUGAUUACGACAAAAUCGGUAAGAACGAUGCCAUUGGGAAGAUCUUUGUGGGCAGCAAGGCCACAGGGUUAGGUCUGAAGCACUGGUCCGAUAUGUUGGCCAAUCCACGGCGGCCCAUUGCACAGUGGCAUGCACUACAACCCGAGGAGGACAUCGAUGGUCAGCUGGCAGCACUCAAUGCUAAGAAGUAAAGCGCUUCACCAGCUGCCUGCUACUGCACUACCCUGAACCCCCCCCCCUUCACCUCCACUGCAUGAAAUACAUGACCAGUGUGUCAUGAAACCUGCUCAGCAAAAAGAGACAUCUUAUUAUAUCUGCUUAUGGUAUUGUCCAUCAGGUCUUUGUAUGCCUCACAUACCUCAGUGUAUGCUGGGAAGACUGCUGUUGAGUAUCACACGACUGGCUCAGGAGAAUUAAAAUCUUUCUUUUUUGAAGAAAUGUAGAAACUGAUUCGUAGGGUGCUGACACUGAUUGAAAGUCUUAGUAAAGACUACAUUGGAAAUAUAGCUUUAGUUUAGUUUGUAGAGCAUGCUAACUUGCUUCCCUGAAACGCUGCAUAAUCCAUGCCCACUAGUGUAUUAAGCUAAAUGUGUGACCUUACUGGCAAUACAGGAACUGUAUUAAUGGGUGCAUUCC
This is a messenger RNA of Periophthalmus magnuspinnatus, 1999 nucleotides long. It is a transcript of the gene syt2b, whose product is annotated as synaptotagmin-2. Gene Ontology annotation, cellular component: synaptic vesicle membrane; dense core granule; axon. The transcript has 9 exons. Bases 262 to 1554 code for a protein of 430 amino acids. NCBI's taxonomy places the organism in Eukaryota, Metazoa, Chordata, Actinopteri, Gobiiformes, Gobiidae. Gene Ontology annotation, biological process: regulation of calcium ion-dependent exocytosis; calcium ion-regulated exocytosis of neurotransmitter; regulation of dopamine secretion. Gene Ontology annotation, molecular function: calcium ion binding; phosphatidylserine binding; calcium-dependent phospholipid binding. The record is from RefSeq and is a predicted model, not a curated record.